Molecule: messenger RNA, 1263 nt
Organism: Peniophora sp. CBMAI 1063
Lineage: Eukaryota; Fungi; Basidiomycota; Agaricomycetes; Russulales; Peniophoraceae
Source: the annotation of a GenBank genome assembly
AUGGGGCUCCUAGUGAUGCACAAGAUCAACUCACAGUCGCUUUUUCGGACACCGUCCAUGAUCCGUAGGGUUACGCCUGUAGCACUCUUGAUGGCUGUUGUGCGCGGGGAAACGCACACCGUCCGAUUUACGAACAACUGUGGGUUUGGCACACCUAUCCUCAUCGGGUCGGAUUCUGUGCUCUCAAGAGGCGCAGACUAUACAACGAAUAGCUCCAUAGGUUCCGCUCGCGCUUACCUUGACUAUGACGCCUGCGGUACUGAUGGCAGCAAUUGUACUAUCGCCGAACUGGGCCUCACAAAUAGCGGUGGUUCCAUCGCCGACAUCUCACUUGUGUCUCCUUUCGAGUUCUCCGUGGCGACCUGCUUGUCCUUCUACAACGGUUGCGACGGCCUUGGCUUCUCAUGCACAGAAUCGGACUGCUCUGGAGUCUGGCGGAAACCCACUGAUUCUGCCGGAACCAUUCUUCGAUGUCAGGGAUUCAACAAUGUUAACGUCGCCAUAACGUUCUGCAACUGUGAUCAAUUCACUGGUAUUGCUGGCUCAUCAAAUGGAACCGCAACAUCCAACGCAUCAUCUACCGGAACUACGCUUGGGUCAUCACAGACGAAUAGUGCUCGCUCAGCUACCAAUCAUCCAUCAUCUACAGCAAUCGCUGGGGAAUCCGACUCAGGAGAUGCUUCGAGUCAUUCACCCAACGUUGGAGCAAUUGCGGGCGGUGUAGUGGGUGGAAUCUCCGGCCUGCUCACUUUCAUCGGCGUGCUCUUCCUCUGCCUUCGACGUCAACGUAGGAAGUCUUCCGACCCGGAUGUAGACGAGUACAAAGGCUUGGAUCCUUUCCCCAAGGGUGACCUACCACCUCGAGCGCGUAUGUUAUUCGCGGAGAAGGGAGGGGAUGCCACCUCCAGUUCCAUCCUGCUUAGAGACCGCGAGGCGGAGGUCCUCGAUAUCUCGCACCCACUGCCUCCGCCUCAUGAUACAUUCAGCGCUCAGUCACUACCCAACGAAGUUUCAGCCCGAUCCCCCCAAGACCGUACUCGCGUCAUUGAGGAUGUCGUGUUGAGGACAUUGCAGGGUGACGGCACCGAGGGACUCCCCUCGCCGGCAGCUCGCGGCGCGUACACCAGUCCCAAGCUACCACCGCACACUCCCGCCGCGGAGCAAGAGGACGUCUCGGUCAUCGAGGGCGUUGUACAGCGUGUACUGCAAGGGUUCUUGGGCGGGCGCGAUGGAGAUGAACCACCGCCCAGUUAUGUACGCUGA